Molecule: messenger RNA, 897 nt
Organism: Soboliphyme baturini
Lineage: Eukaryota; Metazoa; Nematoda; Enoplea; Dioctophymatida; Soboliphymatidae
Source: the annotation of a GenBank genome assembly
AUGGUAAACUCGACUCUCGGCAUGAACACUUCUGACAGCUACCUUCCGGUCGAGUUCCGCUGGACAGCGACAUUCGCGUAUAGCGCAACGACGGUCGUCGGUAUCAUCGGCAACCUCAUGGUGGUGGCCGUCGUGCUUUCUAUCAAAGGCAUGAUGACGGCGACCAACUGUUACCUGGUGUCGUUGGCGGUGGCUGACUCUCUGUGCUUCGUCAGCUCGAUCCCCGCCGAACUGUCUUGGAUGCACUUGCCUGAGGACGUUUACGUGUUCGGCGAUUUCGGCUGUCGUGUGCUGACCUUCCUGUCGUUCCUGGCCAUCAACGCCUCGUCGCUGUCCAUCGCCGCUUUCACCCUGGAACGCUACAUCGGCAUCUGCCAUCCGAUGCAAGCCCGCCUGGUUUGCAGCGUACAACGGUCGCAGGUGAUCAUCGUCUUCAUAUGGAUCUUUUCCAUACUGUACAAUUCUUCGUGGAUCGUUCUGACCGGCCUGUCCCCGUUGCACUACGUCGACUGGCCUGAGGCGCAGAGGUGUACGUUCAGGAUGAAGCGAGACAAUUACAAGGCGGUGUUCAUCGCCGACAUCGUCCUCUUCUAUUUCAUUCCGUUCAUCACAUACAUCUUUGUCUAUAGCCGAAUCUUCUACGUGCUCUACAAGGCUGAAAGUGUUUGUGGUGAAAACGAGGUGACCACCCCGCAGGUCAGCCGCUCGUUCAGCGGAAACGCCGCCUCCAGGAGUUCGAGAAAGUCCGUUAAAAGUGUACGAAUGAACAGGAGCAGAGUCCAAAUCGCGAAGAUGCUCAUCGUGAUAGUCACUACUUUUGGCCUGUGUUGGUUGCCUUACCGCGCUCUGGUGGUGUUCAACUCGUUCAUUCGAACUCCGUGGAUUGAUAAAUGGUAG